This is a messenger RNA of Ectocarpus sp. CCAP 1310/34, 5627 nucleotides long. The record is from the annotation of a GenBank genome assembly. NCBI's taxonomy places the organism in Eukaryota, Phaeophyceae, Ectocarpales, Ectocarpaceae.
UCACCUCCGGGGGGUAAUCAACGUCACCUCCACCCUGGCGCGCCCCUACAUUGCGCGUGUUGGUCGUGAAAGCAUGGCCGCGGAGGUCAUCUCUUUAUCUAGCGACAGCGAGGGCGACGAACCAGCGCCGUUUGUGGAUGCUUCGUUAGUGGCGGCUUGGCAGCAGCAGCAUCCCAACGGGGCGGGGGCGUCAGCGUUUCAGGCUAUCGACCUGGGAAACGAUAGCGACGAGGAGGACUCUUCCUUCCCGGCAGCGGACCCAGGUGCACGGGUUUACCUGGCGCCCCGCGGCGAGCAACAGGCAGCAUCAGCAGGAACAGGAGCAGCACCAGCAGCACCAGCAGCACCAGCAGCAGCGGCCAACCUCGACGCAUCAGGCAAGCAAGAAUGGAGCGCGGCUCUGGCUUGGGCUGCGGUGCACGCACCCGCGGCUAGCGAAGUGGGCGACGGUAGCGAAAAAGCUGAAGCCGGCGGUGCUUCGGCAUCGGGUUCUUCGUCAUCAGCCUUGGAAUUACCUCAGGCGGCCGGAGCAACGGAAGACGGCGGAACACCAGAAGGCACAUCACCAAUAGGAGCAUUGGCACCGUCAGACCUGGCGGCACAAGCUGCGGGAUCGGACGAUGCUGGAGCUCCUGGAAGUGAAAUAUUGGUGCGAGAUGGGUCGGCGGGGGAUGACUCCAACAAUCCGGCAGCCGCUUCAGACGUGUCAGCAGCAUCGAGUAGCAAUUCCGCUGCUCCGAAACUGGCGGCGGAUAGUGUGGAGGCCCUCAUUGAAGCGUUGCCUCCGGGGUUCGUGCAAUGUCCUGGGUGCCCGAUGGUGUACGAACUGGUUCCAAACGAAGCUGCUGCCCGCGGCGGCGGAGGCAACGUGACGACGAAGGAGCUGCCGAAGGGCGCAAACUUGUCGCGAAGAUCGGCCAUGAGGCACAACGGGCGCCACAGGUUCCGCUGCCCGUCAUGCUCUACCUGUUUCUGCGGGGCCUGCAGAGCCACGCCUUACCACAUCGGGUUCGACUGCGAAGGAUGGGCGGCUCACCAGGCGAAGCCCAAGUGCACCUACUGUGGGGAUGCUGCGGAGGAAGAACCAGUUGUAUGCGGUGGAGGUAACGACAAAACCGCUGCCGCCGACGGCGAGGAGGCUAACAAGGGUGGAGAGGGUGGAGAGGGUGCCCUUCAAGCCCCUCCUUGCUGUGGACGUGAGGAGUGUCGUGAGCGCGCAAACGAGGGGUGUCGAAAGAAACUGGAGUGCGGACACCCUUGUCGCGGACCCGGUACGGCGGGAUGUAUCCCGUGCAUCGAACCAGACUGUCCUUCUGCCGAGGUGGAUGGGAACGACUUUUGCAACGUGUGUUGGACCGAAUCACUUCUUGCGGCCCCUUGCGUCAAGCUGGAGUGCGGCCACUUCGUGCACGUCUCGUGCGGCCGCGAGCAGCUGAUGCGAGGACGACCAACCGCGCGUCUAACGUUUGGCUUCAUGAGUUGCCCGGUCUGCCGUGCGGACAAGGUGUUGGCUCUGCACCUCCAUCUCGGCAAGUGUGACGGCAUCCCGGAGCAGCUCGAACUGGCCCAUCAAGUCGAGGAGCUGGCUAUCCAACGUCUUCGCGCAGACGAGCUUCCUCCCCUCAAGAAACCUUCCCUGGAUAGUCUCCACGCGGGGAUGCGGCGGCGGAUGGCGGGUUUAGUACGCCAUCGACAAAAAGAUAGACACCCCGCAAACUGGAGGGCGAGGGGGCGUGGGGGGCCUUUUCCGCUUCAAAUCCCAUACCCCCCCAUUCAGGCGGCGGGGUUUUACCCGCCACGCAGAGCACGAGGAGCUGCGGCAGCGGCAGCAGCGGCAGCACCAGGGGGGUUGGGGUUGGCGGGGGCGGCGGGGGCAGCGGGGGCAGCGGGGGCGGCGGGGGCGGCUCAGGCGCACCCGAUGUCCCCUUUGCAGCUGAUUCCGGGGGGAGCGCCCCGAGGCGACUGGCAACUGGAGAUGGGGAUGGAUUGGAGGAUUCCCCCAUUUGCUCCCAUGAUGCCUCCACCAUACGCGCUUAACAACGUAGCUGGGGCGGCUAGGCCAGGGCUGUGGAUAGGCGCAGGGGCGAGCGCAGCAGGUGUGGGAGCAGCAGCGAGAGGAUCUGGUCGUGCAGGAGGUGCACAUCAACAUCAGCAAGAGCAGGAGCAGCAGCAGCAAUCGGUUUCGCACGAAGAGUAUCUCAACAAAAGAAGACAGAUGCUCAUCGCGCGAGCAGACGUGGCGAUGAAGAGAGCGAUGGCCGGUGGUGUCAAGGUCCCUGGGGCAGCGAGGGGUGCGAAGGGUGCGAGGGGUGGUCUACCAGCCGACCCCCCGGCAGCUCACCCACGCUCCCCUCUCGUUCGCGAGCGCAUAGAACAGCAACUUGAGAAGGGGAAGGCUGUGCUCGAGGAAAGGAGGCGUGUGCGGCGAAAAUCUAGGAAGGAUUUAAACGAGUGGGGGCUGCCUGGUGGCGUUCCGUUCGGAUCCAAGCAGUCAAAUGUAGCUGCCGGCGACUCUGGUGGUGCUUCUGCUGGUGCUGGUGCUUCUGCUGGUGCUUCUGCUGGUGCUUCUGCUGCCGCUGGUGCUUCUGCUGCUGCUGGUGCGAUGGCGGUAGAUGCGAGCGUAGUAGAGAACGUCCAAGUCGCGGCAAACCAACAGCAGCAAGGAGACUCUGUUCAGCGACGUGGUGAUAAUGCUCCAUUCUGCAAACGUGAUGCGGGCGAGAUUGCAGGAAAACCAGCCGCACGCACAGCUGGUGCUGUGCUGCCUCCCCCUCCCGGCGUGUGCCGCGCCGUGGCUUCGUCGACUCCCCCGCAGAGCCUGGAUGUCGGCCAAGAAGAGCUGGCGCAGGGUGACCGAGAGGCAAAAGGGGGGGGCGAUGGUGUCAGAACCGGAGGAGGUGACAAUGUCAUGGAUGCCUCGGGGCGGGGUGGCAUGGUGGGCCGCUUGGGAGGCAGUGAAGCAGCACUAGCACCAGCAGCUGGGCAACCUCCGGAGGGCUCUGAGAUGGGUGCGGAUAACUGCGCUCGAAAAGGAGCUUCUGGCCGCGAUGUGGAUCCCAAGGUGUUGAAGCUAGCGACGAGCCGUCACGGAAUUUUCGAAGCCGUGGCCGAAAGCGAGUCUGAUGAGCCCAGAAAACUCGAUUGCAACGGCGGGGGGGCAGGUGCCAACGGCGGGUCGGCCGCCUCAGCCCCAGACAUGCGUCCCGCCGCCGGUACCGAUAACGACAAAGUGGACGAUGACGAGGGCUUGGCGCUUGAUGUGGUUGGCAUAUUGCCGUGGCCUGAACGCGCACGCAGCCCCAGACCUCGCCACAAGCCCGCUUGGCUUGAUAAGGGCGACGAUGGUGACGAUGAAGCCCUCGAUAUGGAAGAGGAAGAGGGGGUUUUCGUCGUCACCCCGCCACUCGGGAAGAGGAAGAGGGAAGAGGCGGGAGGGAAAGGCGCGGGCAUCGAAUUUGAAUCAAGCUCCAAGCGGCGGCCGGGUGCUGGUGUCGGUGCUGGUGUCGGUGCUGGUUCUUCUCUCGAAGAGGUUGUUGAGGUUGAGGAAAAGCUAAAGCGAAAGGAUGGCAUCUCCCCCAAGAUCGCAGCUGUCGACCUUGGCGGCAAAGCACGAAUGAAAGUGAACCGCGAGAAGAAGCGAAGCGUUGCUGACUUUGUCGUCGACCGUGGAGGCAUCCGGGAAGCAUCCCCCAAAAGGGUGCACUUCGGCGCCGGUGAUUUCUCUGUCGGCUUGGGGUUGGCGAGGCGGGUGGGGUACCGCCCCAAGUCCAUUGGAGGCGAGUGGGGUGCGCUGGAACGUGGAGCUGGCUUCUCCAGGAACGAGCAAGAGGAGAAAGAAGCGGCGGGCGCCGUCGCGGAUGCUGUGAUGGCCGCAGGCGCAGUCGGUGGAGGCGGGGUUGACCGCUUGGCAGAAAAUGAAGACGACCAGCGCGAGGAGAAGAGGGUUGACCUUGCGGCCGCCGGGAUGCUGAGGCUUCAUGUGUCUCCCGCCGCGAGAGCACGGGACAGAAAUGCUAGAGUGGCCGCAGCGGCGACGGCAGCAAUGAGAGGCAUGGCGGGUGAUGGGGCGUCGGUGCGGUCCUCAAACGCACCUGCUGCUACUGCUGCUGCUGCUCCCAAGGCUGAUAGCGCCAAAGGAGGUAAAGGCGCUGGAGCAAGUGCCGCUAGUGACGAUGAUGCUGUGAAGUUAGGCGAGCUAUCGAAGGAAGAGCGGGUGAAGUUGGUGAAGAGGGCCCUCAAGAAGUACUCCUACUACCAGUGCCACUCCUGCCGCAAGCCAUACUUUGGUGGGCUUGUCAGUUGCGAGCCUGCUGCCCCUCCGGCAGGCAGAGGAGGAGAGGCUUCGGUCGGGCACGGGGCCGGGGCUGCCGCGGACGCGCAGGCGGCGGAGCGAGCGCUCGCUGACAUCAAGCCUUCCGAACUCCUCUGUGGGAAGUGCUCGGCGGGCAGUGGCGGCGCGAGCUGCUCCGAACACGGGCAGGAGUUCAUGGAGCACAAGUGCUACUGGUGCUGCCGAAAAGUUGCCUCCUACUUUUGUGGCGGAGUAAUGCACUUCUGCGAUGUCUGUCAUUUGCACGGUUUCGCCGCCAAGCCGAAGCCCUGCCUUGGUGGUGCCCAUUGCCUGUUCGGUGGUCAACACCCUGACAAGGCCAAGAAUGGAGAACACGAGUAUGUGCUGGGAUGCGGCAUUUGCCGUCCCAAGCCGGAAGAAGAGAUGGGAGGGGUAGACCAGUGACGAGGCGCGGAAAUUGGCUGAACUGAUCGGUGGUGUGAGCCUCGUGGAUGCAAACCCUUCCCAAGGUCUACCAUGAUGGACCGCAAAUCAACCGUCUUGAUGCCACGCACAGGGCGGGACAGCGUGUACACCUCUGAUGCAUUGGAUGUAUCGUUUACUUCAUUCAACCGAUCGCUUGUGCCUUCAUUCGAGGUUUGCUGCAGCACUGUCUUGAGCAUGCGUAGGUCGGGACACGUUGUGUAUCCCAUGUGUGUUGCUGAAAGCAAUGAGCGUCGUCGGCGUCUGCCUGUCUUAAGAGUUACCAGUUUUCGAGCGGGCAGAAAAUGUGCAGACAGCGACACGCUCGUUGCAAAAAGUAAAUCGCUGCAGAGAAAUCACGCUCCAGGCUUAAACUUGCCCAGCGUCUUGCUGACACGCAAGAGGGCGGGACGGUGUGCCCCUUGUUGUAUGUUGUUUAUUGUAUACAGAAUGUUUAAUGAUGAGCAGUCAAAUGCAAAGUCAGAACAGAUGCGUUUCGGGUUAGUUGACACAGCCAGAGCAGGGGCAACCCCCCCCGAAAUCGACUCGUCAGUCUCUUGCGUUUGCGGGGUGUCCUUCCCCAUGGGGUUGUUAGAGUGAUGUGUCGUCGUGCUGGACGUUGUAUAGUCUAGUAGGUUCCCCAGAAUAGGGUACAGGGUAGGUUUGGGAGAUAAUUCCUCUGUUGUGGGGCUCGACCUACGUUUCGUGUUGUUAGGUGUUGGUGUGUUUGUAGUGUAUCUUCGUUGCAACAUGAACACGGGGGCAAUCACCUGCACUCGCCGUUGAUUUGGGAGUCGUCGCUUGUGCGGUAUGCGGGUUGGUUUACACGGCUCAUGUGAACAAAACCAGUAAUGAAGUGUUUCUUCCUCUCGUU